AUGGUAAAAUUUCGGUUUUUUUUUGACAAAUUUGAAUGUGGGUUUUAUCUUAUUUGGUAAUGUAUGUUUCGCAUAGCCAUGUGUUGAAUGCAUGUAAGUCUGUUAUACAUAGUCUUCUAAGUAGUGGAACUUUCAUAGGUUCUCGGAGUUCUUUGAGUAAGGAAAGAUAUGAUAGAGCUGGUGCUGCAAAGAGCUUAUUAGACUCCCAUGCCACCACAGUGGAAUGUAUUGGAGUAGAAAGAGAAGAACAGGAAGAGGAAGACAAUAUGGCAGCAACAUUGUUGGUUUCAUGCAAUCCAAAUGUAAACCAUGCAUGUAGAAUUGAUAAUCCAUCAUUACCCAAAUCUUUCAUGGGUGUUGGACACAAAAUCCCGGAUCAAACUAUAGCAAGUAUAAACCAAUGCUAUCAUAGCUCUCAAACCAAGAGGUCAUCUCAUCGAUUUUCUGUCUCUGCUGUAAGCAAAGGUUCUGCAAAAUCAAGCAAGUCUGACGAGAAAAUCCCGUCUUGGGCUAAACCAGAUUCUGAGGAGCCCCCUCCUUGGGCCCAGAGUGAAGGAAAGAAAGGUGAUUUAGAACAAGGAUUUGAGGUUCCAUUUUAUGUUUAUCUACUUGCCUCGGCUGUCACUGCAAUUGCUGCUAUAGGUUCUGUUUUUGAGUAUGUGAAUGAUAAGCCUGUCUUUGGAGUUUUGUACUCAGACAGCAUAUUCUAUGCUCCAGUGCUUGGAUUCUUUGCAUUUACCGGCAUUCCCACUUCUGCAUUCCUGUGGUUCAGAUCUGUUCAGGCCGCUAACAGAGAAGCUGAGGAGCAAGACAAGAGGGAUGGCUAUCGGUAGGUUCUAAAUCUCGCCUGUAAGGCAUUAAUAGCCAUCUAGUCUUAAAAUCUCUGCAAAAGUAUAUGUUUACUUUCUCUCCUGUCAUGUAAAGGAAUCCUUAUCAUUUGUUGUAACUAGCUGCAAACAAAUAAAUCUUAUAUUUUGGAA
This is a messenger RNA of Argentina anserina (silverweed cinquefoil), 980 nucleotides long. RefSeq lists its product as uncharacterized. The transcript has 4 exons. The record is from RefSeq and is a predicted model, not a curated record. Lineage: Eukaryota; Viridiplantae; Streptophyta; Magnoliopsida; Rosales; Rosaceae. Bases 36 to 833 code for a protein of 265 amino acids.